AUGGGUCUUACUAACACGGCUCACAAGAUCGAAAAAGAAGCAGAAAACACACCAAAUUCCGGUAAGGUGGAGUGGUUCUUGCAAGGGACACUAUACCCUGAUGUCUCAACGAAGUCGUGCAAGAAGCGGACACCAGCUAAGGAGAUAGCCCAUCACAACACUGGGGGUUUGCCCGAGCGAAUGAUGAAUGGCAAAGGCUUACGUCUUAUCGAGCCGCUCAGACUUUUAUUCAAAGAUGAAGUGAGGGCAAUUGGUCGGCAACUCGGCAUACACGUGUCGCUGGUAAACAGGCACCCAUUCCCCGGACCGGGAAUUGCCAUCAGGAUUCUUGGCGACGUUACCAAGGAGCGAGUUGAGAUCGCCCGCAAGGCUGACAAUAUCUUCAUCAACAUGAUCAAGGAGGCUGGCCAUUACGACCAGAUGUCCCAAGCCUUUGCUGGUCUUGAUACUAGCCGUAGUGUUGGUGUUUUUGGUGAUACGCGCGUUUGGGGUUACGUCGUAAUCCUCCGCGCUGUUCAUACCAAAGACUUCAUGAGCGCUGAGGUGUUUAACUUUGACAACUCCUUCCUCCAGGAUGUCUCGCGUGCCAUUUGCAAUCAGAACUUCAAAGCCUCCUGGCACGAUUGA
Ilyonectria robusta is the source of this 627-nucleotide messenger RNA. RefSeq lists its product as uncharacterized. Lineage: Eukaryota; Fungi; Ascomycota; Sordariomycetes; Hypocreales; Nectriaceae. The record is from RefSeq and is a predicted model, not a curated record. Gene Ontology annotation, molecular function: GMP synthase activity; GMP synthase (glutamine-hydrolyzing) activity; ATP binding. The transcript is spliced from 11 exons. Gene Ontology annotation, cellular component: cytosol. Gene Ontology annotation, biological process: GMP biosynthetic process. Bases 1 to 627 code for a protein of 208 amino acids.